Molecule: messenger RNA, 2211 nt
Organism: Vicia villosa (hairy vetch)
Lineage: Eukaryota; Viridiplantae; Streptophyta; Magnoliopsida; Fabales; Fabaceae
Exons: 2
Coding region: 730-2211 (493 amino acids)
Molecular function (GO): zinc ion binding
Source: RefSeq, a predicted model, not a curated record
AAGAAACUUUUGCCAUAAAGACUAUAAAUGACACACAUACAUGUGCUAGGGUUUUAGAAAAUAGAUCUGCAAAUUCUAGGUGGGUGGCCAAGUAUGUAGUGAGGAAAAUGCAAACAACAAACACAGUUAGGAUCUCUGAUAUAAUCCAAGAUAUGAGGCAAAAUCACUCAGUGGGUAUAACUAUUGGAAGGGCCUGGAAAGCAAAGUUGAUUGCUAAGAAGAUAAUUGAGGGAGAUUCAGACAACCAAUAUGCUAACUUAUGGAGGUAUGCUGCUGAGCUUCAAAGAGUAAAUGCUGGGAACACAGUGAAGAUUAACAUUGAUAGACCAAUCCCAACCAUUCAGCCAAGGUUUGGUUCAUUUUAUUUUUGUUUUGAUGGGUGUAAAAGAGGAUUCAUAAAUGGUUGCAGACCAUUUGUUGGGGUGGAUGGGUGUCAUUUGAAGACCAAAUAUGGAGGGCAAUUGCUGAUAGCUGUUGGCAGAGACCCCAAUGACCAGUAUUUUCCCCUGGCUUUUGGUGUUGUGGAAACAGAAACAAAGGAAAGCUGGAAAUGGUUCCUUCAGUUGCUAAUGGAAGAUGUUGGUGUGGAUAAAAGAUAUGUGUUCAUUUCAGAUCAGCAAAAGGUUAGUAUGAACUUUAUAAAUCUUUAACUUUGUAAUAUUUUGUAGUUUUGUAAAGUAACUGAGCAUACACUUUGGUUGACAGGGUUUGGUAGCUGUUUUCGAGGAGAUGUCAGAAAGAAUUGAGCAUAGACUUUGUUUAAGGCAUCUUUAUGCAAACUUCAAGAAGAAGUUUGGAGGAGGUGCAUUGAUUAGAGACAUCAUGAUGGGAGCAGCCAAGGCUACUUACCAACAAGGAUGGCAGCAAAAGAUGAAUGAACUUAAGGGAGUAGAUCCAAAGGCUUGGGCAUGGUUAAUGGGAGUGCCUACAAAUAGUUGGUGUAAGCAUGCUUUUAGUUUUUACUCUAAGUGUGAUGUACUAAUGAAUAACAUUGCUGAGUCUUUCAAUGCAACCAUCUUAGUAGCUAGAGACAAACCCAUUCUAACCAUGUGUGAAUGGAUUAGAAAAUACUUGAUGAAUAGGUGUAGUAACUCUGCAUUGAAACUUGAGAAAUGGCCACACACUAUCAUGCCAAUACCUAGGAAAAGAUUGGACACUGAAGUGGCUAUGAGUGGGCAUUGGUUACCUACUUGGGCCAUGGAUGAAAAAUUUCAAGUCACACACUCCUAUAACAAACAACAGUUUAUUGUAGAUAUUACUAGAAAGUCCUGUACUUGUAACUUCUGGGAGUUAGUGGGCAUACCAUGUAGGCAUGCAGUUGCAGCACUAAGCUUUAGACAACAAAAUCCAGAACUGUUUGUUGAUGAAUGCUACUCUAGGGAUAAAUAUGCACUAUGUUAUGGUUUUGCUGUGAGCCCUAUCAAUGGUCAGGAAAUGUGGCCUGAGGUUGAGACUGAGGAUCUUUUACCCCCCAACUACAAGAAAGGUCCAGGCAGACCUAGGAAACUGAGGAUUAGAGAAACAGGUGAGGAAGGGGCUAGAAGAAGAUUGCCUGGUGUAGCAUAUAGAUGCACUAAAUGUGAUAAGGUUGGGCACAAUGUGAAAUCAUGCAAGAGCAAGGAACAACAUCCUAAUGCUCUGAAGAGAAAGAAGAAGCUUAGGUCUGGUGUAAGUGCAGGUGAAACAAGUGCCCCUGUUGAUGGACCAAGUCAAACUGAGGCAAAAUCUGGUAUAAGUGCAGCUGAAACAGGUACCCUUGAUGAUGUCCCAAGUCAAACUGAACUUGCAACACAGACUGCCCCAAGUCAGUCUGAACCUGGUGUAAGUGCAGCUGAAACAGGUACCCUUGAUGGUGUCCCAAGUCAAUCUGAACUUGCAACACAGACUGCCUCUACUGCUGAUGUAUUUGGAGACAUCACUGAUGAGAUGCUUGCAAGUAUACCAGACAUCAGUCAAGAUGUCCAAACAAGCUCUGCCAAAAGUGUACCAAGCAAAAUCAGCAAGGGCAAACAGAAAGUCAAGCAGGAAUCCAUCCCAAAGAGAAAGAGGCAAAGUGAGAGGAUCAAACUUUUCUGGUUUAAAAAACCAAUCAUUGGUCGAGGUGCAGAGGAUCAACCAAUAACUUUAAGUGAAGAAGAAGAUUGCAAUGAAGCUCAAGGUGCAAGAAAGGUUGCUAAGAAGGCUAAGAAGAAGUCUGUCAAUGAUCUCUAG